AUGGAUCAACCGGAGGUUCAAAAGUCGCCCUCAGCGCAACUAGGUGCGUUGGCCUUGAGCAGUCCCCUCUCGGUGCGACAGGAUGCGGCGGCCUUGACCACCUCACCCUCGACGCAGCUGGCUGCAAUGGCCCUGGACAGCUCGCCUGUUCAGCCUCCCCGCUCUGAUGCUCCUACUGGGGUUUCUACUCGUCGCUCUCACCACUCCUCUUUGUUUGGGGGCCCCUCUCCUCCUGGGACUCCUCGCCUGGCUGAAAGUCCCUCCUCCACCCCGAGUCCUCCCAAUACGCCUUCCCCGCUCGAGAGACGCACAUCUGGCAAUUUGAGUCGCUCUUCAUCCACAUCUAGUGAUGAUACGCAGUCUGGUCGAGCCUCUGGCAAUCUUCGAUACUUGGCACGAGAGCCAUCGCUCCCGUAUGAAGCUUGGGAAGCUGUAUUCUAUGCCACGCUUUCUAGUGAAUCGCGCGAGGAAACUGACUUCGAUUAUGGGGAUAUCUUCGACAACCCAGCGACCAAGAGGACUCUGUCGAAUCUAAGACUGGUGAACCGAAUCUGGAACCGAAUUGCGACACCUCUUCUUUUUCGAUACCUCCAAGCCGUCGUCGGAUACUCUGCUGGUCAACCUCUCGACAGCAUCCUAAAGAUUUCCGAAAGUCCACAUGCCGUUUACGUACGUGAUGUGCGUUUUGGCUUCGUGGGAGCGUGGCUGCCCGGAUUGGACUAUGAUCGGUACAUCGAUGACUUGGCCUCGGGGGCUCUUCCUAUUCUCAUCAGCCGUUUCACGAACAUUCAAACCUUGCGGAUGCAAUCACCCUCUGUGGUGGACACAUUCAGUGAAGAAGGACAAAUCAAGCCUCCGAUGCUUGCCAAGCUGACAAACGCCCUUGUCCAUACUUUACGCUUUGUACCUGUCCCGAGAUUGAGAUGCUUGCAUAUUUCCAUGCCCACUACUGCAGAGUUCGCUCGUUUCUUUGAGUUGAACAGUUACGCUAGGAACUUCACCAACGUUUUCGCGCAAAUCGAAGAACUCCACAUCACCAUCAACGACAGCACCGGCCCCGAUGGCAGACGAGACCCGAAAUGGCCCCGCUCCAUGGUCAAGACGAAGUACCCUCUCGAUCGAUUUGCCCCGUAUCUGAUCCAGCUCAUUUCUUACGCAAAGAAAAUCAAAGUCUUCAGUCUAGAUGCCCGUACCUGGUUCGACGUGUCUGAUCUGGAACCGGAAAACCUCACUAAACUGAAGUAUUUCCGACUCGAAGGCGUGCGAAUCAACCACGAAACUCUCAAGAAUAUUUUCCGCCAGGCUCGAUAUACGCUGCUUCGCGUUGAAUUGGUCCACGUUCGGCUCAUGAGUGGCACCUGGGAAGACGUUUUCGGUUAUCGAGCUUUUGCUCCCUGGAAUCUCCUUUGGCUUCGUAUUGAUGGCUGUGGAUACUCAAUGACAGGUACUAGUGCCCACCACGUUGGUUUUGCAUUCACUCACUACCCAACUGCAUUCUGGACUCUCCAUGGCCGCGAUUGGCUGGCUCUUACGCACUGGAGAUCGGUGGUGAAUACUAACCGUCAGCGCGAUGGACUGUCUAUCUGUCCGCACUGCUUUUUCCCAGCUGCAACUACUCUCAUCCAGAAUCCCUAA
Molecule: messenger RNA, 1635 nt
Organism: Penicillium concentricum
Lineage: Eukaryota; Fungi; Ascomycota; Eurotiomycetes; Eurotiales; Aspergillaceae
Exons: 2
Coding region: 1-1635 (544 amino acids)
Source: RefSeq, a predicted model, not a curated record